GGUACGCGAGUGGGGCAGGGUCCUGGGAAAGGCUUGGGAAGGGUCUUGCAGUCCCCCAGAGUCAGCCCAACUCCCAGCCCUGUAGGAGUGGGGAGCCCAGAGUCCUUCCCCACUGGCUGCGGGCACCCACAAUCUAGGCCUCGUGUCUAGCACUCCAGCAGCCCCGCCCCCCCAGCUCUGCCUGGCUGCCCACCACCUCCUGGGCAGGAAGCAGCACCAAGCCCUGAACGGCUGGGGAGCCAGAGUGCUGGGAGACCCCCCGGCUCAUCCUAGGACCCCUGGGGUGGGACCCUUGGUGGCCCACGCAGAGCAGUACGCGCCCCAGGGCUGGGGCAGAGGCAGGUCUGGAGCUCCCUCCUGCUCUGACUGGCCCUGCCGUAGUGUGGACUGGGCUCCCUGGUUCUCUCCAUGCAGGGCGGUGCCGGUUCUGCCCAGCCGGCUGGCUGGCUCGAGGACGCUGGGAAGUGCUAUUACUGUUCUUCGGCCAAGAGGGACUGGGCCAAGAGCAAAGAGGAUUGCUGCUCCUGCGGCGCCCAGCUCGGCACCAUCAGAGCCAGCGCCACGCUGGCCUUCCUGCAGCGCGUGUCCAAGAGCAACAUGUUCUACAUUGGGCUGAAGAAGGAACGUGCCGGGCUUGACUGGAAGUGGGUGGACGGCUCCAUACUGAACAG
Molecule: messenger RNA, 671 nt
Organism: Chelonoidis abingdonii (Abingdon island giant tortoise)
Lineage: Eukaryota; Metazoa; Chordata; Testudines; Testudinidae
Source: RefSeq, a predicted model, not a curated record